AUGGAGGCCAUCUGGCUCUACCAAUUCCGCCUGAUCGUCAUCGGCGACUCCACCGUGGGCAAGUCUUGCCUCAUCCGUCGCUUCACCGAAGGACGCUUCGCUCAGAUCUCUGACCCCACGGUGGGGGUGGAUUUCUUCUCCAGGCUGGUGGAGAUCGAACCGGGCAAAAGGAUCAAGCUGCAGAUCUGGGACACGGCCGGGCAGGAGAGGUUCAGGUCCAUCACCAGAGCCUACUACAGGAACUCGGUUGGUGGACUCCUCCUCUUUGACAUUACAAACCGAAGGUCCUUCCAGAAUGUCCACGAGUGGCUAGAGGAGACCAAGGUGCCCCCCCAGCCAUACCAGAUUGUCUUUGUUUUGGUAGGUCACAAGUGCGACCUUGACACACAGCGGCAAGUCACCAGGCACGAAGCUGAGAAACUGGCUGCAGCUUAUGGUAUGAGGUACAUUGAGACCUCAGCUCGGGAUGCCAUUAAUGUGGAGAAGGCCUUCACUGAUCUGACUCGAGAUAUAUACGAGCUUGUUAAAAGGGGGGACAUUUCAAUCCAGGAGGGAUGGGAAGGGGUAAAGAGUGGGUUUGUCCCAAACGUAGUGCACUCUUCAGAAGAAGUGGUGAAAUCAGAUAGGCGGUGCUUGUGCUGAGCUCCUCUAGGGAGGCAAGCGGUGAUGAACUCUACUAACCAAACGUACUUUACUAAGUGAACUCAGUGUGACAGAAGGGAGAGCAACACUCCCGUUGUGACCAGCCUCCCACAUUGUUUUGGACACCAGAACAGACCCCAGAAAGAAAUGUUCUGUUCCAAUUAACCUUUCAGAACUGGGGGCUACAAACCUAAUGGUGAGUGAGGGAGGGUGCAUGGUCUUGUAAGGAGACAGGAAGCAGAAAUGAGGGGCUGCACAAGACAGGUGAGAGUAUACAGAGAGCUGGAUGGGCUGGCACAUGCCAGGGUAC
This is a messenger RNA of Chaetura pelagica (chimney swift), 952 nucleotides long. It is a transcript of the gene RAB39B, whose product is annotated as RAB39B, member RAS oncogene family. Bases 1 to 642 code for a protein of 213 amino acids. Gene Ontology annotation, cellular component: Golgi membrane. The transcript is spliced from 2 exons. Gene Ontology annotation, molecular function: GTP binding; GTPase activity. Gene Ontology annotation, biological process: Rab protein signal transduction. The record is from RefSeq and is a predicted model, not a curated record. NCBI's taxonomy places the organism in Eukaryota, Metazoa, Chordata, Aves, Apodiformes, Apodidae.